ACGAACGGCGUAACGAGAAGGAAAGGCAAGAAGAGAUCUGUUUGUUCUCCGAGAAACGAAGAGAGAGAAUACAGAGCGCGAGAGAGGAGAUUAGGCAAAUUAAGGGAAGGAAAGAUGAUGUCCGGAAACUACCAUCACAUUGACAAUCAGAAGGUCUCAGGAUCUGUACCUGCGGUUACCGAUCCAGGGCACAUUCCAGUUCAGUUCGCAGAGUCGAAUCUGCAAACUUUUCCGCCCUCUGGCGCUCAGGGCAAGAUCAGUGGUGCAUCCAGGCCUCCCCGCGAUGCUGAUGGUAAGUCUUUGUUGAAGUUCUGCUUGAGUAGGGAUUCUGAACUACAAGUCUGGUUUACCUAAAUUUGUGGAUUUUGAACAAGAACUGGAAAUUUUCAAUGUUGUACAUAUAAUAUUUGAGCAGGGUUUCUGUUGGGGCAAAUCCUUUCCAAGGAAAAGGGAGGUCAUGUGUCUGUGAAGCACCAAUCAUGCUGAGAGUAACUCAGAAAUUCGUGGUUCACCCAAACUUGAGGGCUUUGAAUUAGAACUGGAAUUAGUUUGCUUUGUUGAUGUGCAUGCUCUCUAGUUUUUCACAUAGCAUUUGACAGAUUGCUUCAAGUUGGGAUUCUGUAAUACCAAUGAGUAGGAGGGGGGGUGAAUGAUGCUUAGGAGAAGUGAUGUCUUUGACAAUUUCUUCUUUGUAAUUACUCAGGAGGAGAUUACGUGGAUAAUCAUAGCUGCUAGUUGCUUAUUUCCUCUUAUGAUCUCCAAAUCAAGCCUGUUGGCGACAUGAAACUUGGUUCCUUUUGAGUUUCUUGGGUAGUUGAUAUUUAUAUGGAAUGAGUGAAUUGUAGUAUGAUGGAGUUUGUUCUAUCAUAUUGUCGUGCUUGCUGAAUGACUGUCUACAUUUGCAGAUUCAUUUUCAAAACCGGUCAAUGGUAUCGAGGAACCACAACAGCCAGGUGGCUGGCUUCGGGCAUUCUCAGUUGCUUCAUACAAGCCAUACUUUGACGUUGACACUGUAGAUGUUAUAGAGAGAAUCAAAGAUUCACUAUUCCCAUUCAAUGGUUCCUUCAACGAGAAAACAACUAACAACCCAGAUUUGUAUGGACCAUUCUGGAUAUGCACUACCCUAAUUUUCGUAGCAGCUUCAAUUGGAACUUUUGUGACUUAUGUAGCACACAAGGUUGAGAAGAAAGAAUGGAACUAUGAUAUAAAUGUCGUGACGUGGUCUGCCGGUUUGUUCUAUGGAUAUGUAACUCUUGUUCCUCUCGCUUUGUACGUGAUCCUCAAGUACUUCUCAGCGCCAUCAGGCCUGGUCCAGCUCUUCUGUCUCUAUGGCUACUCUUUAUUCAUCUUCAUCCCAACACUGUGUCUCUCGAUUGUGCCCUUGGAGAUCUUCCGGUGGAUAGUUGCAGGUGUCGCAGGUUUCAUGUCAGCAUCAUUCGUCGCACUGAACCUCCGAGCCCACAUCAUGUCGGCAGGGGAGAGGUGGUUCUUGAUCGUUGCAGGGAUCUUUCUGCUGCAGCUAGCGCUGUCCGUCGUGUUGAAGAUGUAUCUAUUCACCGUGACGUUUUAACAUCUGAGCUUAACUCAUCAUCAUCAUCACCAUCACCGUCCCUCACUUCUUUAUUUGAGGCACAUGGAGAACUAUAAGCUGUAGAUUAUAGGAAAAAAGAAAAGAGUUUCCGUUUUUGGGUAACAAUAUGUUAGCUUUGAUAUGAUUCAUAUACAAGUACAUGAUCACAUUGUUCGAAAUAUCGUAGUACCCUCUGUGAAUUUCCACUAUUUUGCUCAGUUGAUUGAUUGGGUGGGUGUAUUAUUCAUACUUGAUUGAAAAAAUUUAACUUCCUAUUCCUCAGUUUUCUACUGUUCUUGAGUGAGACAAAUCUCAAAGGGAUAAAAUGACGAGAUGAUGAAGAAGAGCAGAGGGAGAAGGAAACCAAGAAC
Molecule: messenger RNA, 1941 nt
Organism: Linum tenue
Lineage: Eukaryota; Viridiplantae; Streptophyta; Magnoliopsida; Malpighiales; Linaceae
Source: the annotation of a GenBank genome assembly